This is a messenger RNA of Dufourea novaeangliae, 438 nucleotides long. RefSeq lists its product as uncharacterized. Bases 1 to 438 code for a protein of 145 amino acids. The transcript has a single exon. The record is from RefSeq and is a predicted model, not a curated record. Lineage: Eukaryota; Metazoa; Arthropoda; Insecta; Hymenoptera; Halictidae.
AUGGUAGAGGUGGUGGAGGCUAUUAAUGUGGUACAAGUGAUGGAGGAGGUGGAGACUAUUAAUGUGGUAGAAGUGGUGGAGGUGGCGGAGACUAUUAAUGUGGUAGAAGUGGUGGAGGAGGUGGAGACUAUUAAUGUGGUAGCAGUGGUGGAGGAGGUGGAGACUAUUAAUGUGGUAGAGGUGGUGGAGGAGGUGGAGACUAUUAAUAUGGUAGAGGUGGUGGAGGUGGAGGCUAUUAAUGUGGUAGAAGUGGUGGAGGAGGUGGAGACUAUUAAUGUGGUAGAAGUGGUGGAGGAGGUGGAGACUAUUAAUGUGGUAAAAGUGGUGGAGGAGGUAGAGGAGGUGGAGGACUUUGAGGAGGUGAAGGAAAUUGAUGAAGCUGACAAAUAUAGGACUCAAAGGCUACAGGGAUCAAUAAGGAUCAAUGAGGAUCAAUAG